UACCGCCUCAGAUAGAUAAAUCUGGUCCCUUCCCUGAUCCUUCCCGGCCUCGACCACCGUGCCGGCGACGACCUAUAUAUUCCCCCGGCGGCGAGCUCCUCGGCACAAACAAACAAUCUUCAUUCCUCAAUUCUCUUUUCUACGAGAGAUCAGCGAGCUACUACACUCAUGAAGCGUUCGAGCAGCUUGUGCUUGCUGCUGCUCGUGGCACUCUCCAGCUUGGCCUGCUGCAACUUGGUCCGAGCACAGACACAAAUCCUCUUCCAGGGUUUCAACUGGGAGUCUUGGAAGAAGCAAGGUGGCUGGUACAACUUCCUCAAGGGGCAAGUCAGCGACAUAGCCAAGGCCGGCGUCACCCAUGUCUGGCUCCCUCCGCCCUCGCACUCCGUUUCCCCUCAAGGCUACAUGCCAGGGCGGCUGUACGACCUCGACUCAUCCAAGUACGGCACGGCGGCGGAGCUCAAGUCCCUGAUCGCGGCCUUCCACGGCGCGGGCGUCCAGUGCGUGGCCGACGUGGUGAUCAACCACCGGUGCGCCGACAAGAAGGACUCGCGCGGCGUGUACUGCGUCUUCGAGGGCGGCACGCCCGACGACCGCCUCGACUGGGGCCCCGACGCGAUCUGCAGCGACGACACCAAGUUCUCGGACGGCACAGGCCACCGCGACACCGGCGACGGCUUCGACGCGGCGCCCGACAUCGACCACCUCAACCCGCGCGUCCAGCGGGAGCUCUCCGACUGGCUCACCUGGCUGAAAACCGACGUCGGCUUCGACGGCUGGCGGCUCGACUUCGCCAAGGGGUACUCGCCGGCGGUAGCCAGGUCGUACAUCGAGAGCGCCAGGCCCGGGUUCGUGGUGGCGGAGGUAUGGAGCUCGCUGCGCUACGACGGGGACGGCAAGCCGUCGCACAACCAGGACCAGUGCCGGCAGGGGAUGGUGGACUGGGCGCGGGCAGCCGGCGGGCCGGCCAUGGCGUUCGACUUCGCCACCAAGGGGAUGCUGCAGGCGGGCGUGCAGGGCGAGCUGUGGCGCCUGCGCGACGGCGCCGGGAAGGCGGCCGGCAUGAUCGGGUGGCUGCCGGAGAAGGCCGUCACCUUCGUGGACAACCACGACACCGGGUCGACGCAGGGGCUGUGGCCGUUCCCGGCCGACAAGGUCAUGCAGGGCUACGCCUACAUCCUCACCCACCCAGGGAUCCCCUGCAUCUUCUACGACCACAUGUUCGACUGGAACCUGAAGCAGGAGCUGACCCAGCUGGCCGCCAUCAGGGCAAGGAACGGUAUCCGAGCCACCAGCACGCUGCGGAUCCUCGUCGCCGAGGCCGAUUUGUACUUGGCCGUGGUUGACGAGAAGGUGAUGGUCAAGAUCGGGACGAGGUACGACGUGGGCGACGCCCUGCCGUCGGAUUUCCAUCCCGUGGCGCACGGCAAGGACUACUGCGUCUGGGAGAAGGGGAGCCUCCGUGUCCCAGCGGGGCGCCACCUAUAGCCCUGCUCAAACCCGCUUUAUCACAGUUCGAGCAUGUAAU
Messenger RNA from Lolium rigidum, 1528 nucleotides. Its product is annotated as alpha-amylase isozyme 3D-like. The coding region runs from base 169 to 1488 and encodes 439 amino acids. The transcript has 3 exons. Gene Ontology annotation, molecular function: alpha-amylase activity; calcium ion binding. Gene Ontology annotation, biological process: carbohydrate metabolic process. NCBI's taxonomy places the organism in Eukaryota, Viridiplantae, Streptophyta, Magnoliopsida, Poales, Poaceae. The record is from RefSeq and is a predicted model, not a curated record.